GCUUCUGUUCGCACAGACGAGUUUUCCUCAUCAGUGUGUGAUUGUGCGGAUCACAAAGCUCUCAGAUCGCCUUCAGCAUGUCCCUGUGUCCUCUCCGGACUCAUAUCGGUGUGCUCUGUUUUUAAAGCGGUCUCAGGGGUGGAAAUAAACCUGUCUGGAUGAGUUUGAUGAAAAGGGCGAUCUACUGAAGAGGAGGAGCCGCAUACACGUAUGCACAAACACACGGAGACAAUCGACCAGCAGACACAUUUAUUAACUUAUUAAACAUGAGACGCUUCGGUCGGCACAACAUACACACAUCACGGUGCUAGAUGGUGGUUGUGAAGGCAGUACGUAAUGCUGAAGGGGCUCGUCCUGAGUCAGAAUGAGUGUCAAAGAUGGCGACGGGACAACUAGCCAAGAUGGAAAGGCCUACGAACUUCAGAUAUACCCCCGACUCUCUCUGGAGACGGCGUCGUGCUGUAUACUCCGAGUCACCAAGGAGGCCACCGCAGCUAGCGUCAUACGGGAUGCGGCUGAGACCCUUGGACUGGAUACCAGAAAGCUAUAUGUCCUGGCUGAGGUGAAGGAGUGCGGUGGGGAGGAGUGGGUGCUGGAAUCGACUGACCUUCCCGUGCACAGGGUUCUUCUUUGGCCGAGAAAAGCCCAGGAACAACAUUCUCAGAAAGAGGGAUUUUACUUCCUCCUGCAAGAGCGCAACCACGAUGGCUCCAUCCGCUACGUGCACCUACCUACCGUGGGGAACGAGCAGGAGUCCAAGCGACUGGUUGCUCGGGGUUUCCUCCCACCCCAGCAGGAGGACCUUGAGGACCUCUGUAACCUUCCAGUCCUAAAUGAGGACAGCAUCUUGGAUAACCUCCGCAUUCGUUUUCAGAAGAAGAAAAUUUAUACAUAUGCUGGCAGUAUCCUCAUUGCUAUUAAUCCCUUUAAGUUCUUACCCAUUUACAACCCCAAAUAUGUCAAAAUGUAUGAGAACCACCAGUUGGGCAAGCUGGAGCCCCAUAUUUUUGCCAUUGCUGAUGUAACCUACUAUGCCAUGUUGCGCAAGCACAUCAACCAGUGUAUUGUUAUCUCAGGAGAGAGCGGUUCGGGCAAAACGCAAAGCACUAACUUCCUCAUUCACUGCUUGACCGCUCUCAGCCAGAAGGGUUACGCAAGCGGAGUGGAACGAACCAUUUUGGGUGCUGGACCAGUGCUAGAGGCAUUUGGCAACGCAAAGACGGCCAACAACAACAACUCCAGUCGAUUCGGAAAGUUCAUCCAGGUCAAUUACCUGGAGAGUGGAGUGGUGCGCGGGGCUGUGGUUGAGAAAUAUCUACUGGAAAAGUCACGUCUGGUGUCCCGAGAGAAGAACGAGAGGAACUACCACGUGUUUUACUAUCUGCUGGUAGGGGCGUCGGAGGAGGAGCGGCGGGAGUUCAGACUCCUGCAACCAGAAGAAUACUUCUACCUCAAACAGGAAAACUUUAUGAUAGAAGAUGCAGACGACCUUCGCCAUGACUUCGAGCGACUGCAGCAGGCGAUGGAGAUGGUGGGCUUCCUCCCGGCCACCAAGAGACAGAUAUUCUCCGUCCUGUCGGCCAUCUUGUAUCUGGGAAAUGUGACGUACAGUCAGAAGUCGUCCGGUAGAGAGGAAGGUCUGGACGUGGGGCCGCCAGAGGUGCUUUCCACACUUUCAGACCUGCUUAAGGUUAAGGAGGAGCCUUUGGUGGAGGCUCUUACCAAGAGGAAAACGGUGACCGUAAACGACAAGCUGAUUCUGCCCUACAGCCACAGCGAGGCGAUCACCGCUCGAGACUCCAUGGCCAAGUCUCUGUACAGUGCCCUGUUCGACUGGAUCGUCCUGCGCAUCAAUCACGCGCUGCUUAAUAAGAAAGACAUGGAGGAGUCCGUUUCGUGCUUAUCCAUUGGCGUGCUCGAUAUCUUCGGCUUUGAAGACUUUGAGACCAACAGCUUUGAACAAUUCUGCAUCAACUACGCCAACGAGCAGCUCCAGUAUUACUUCAACCAGCACAUUUUUAAACUUGAACAGGAGGAGUAUCAGGCUGAGGGCAUCACCUGGCACAACAUUGAUUACACCGAUAACGUCGGCUGUAUCCACCUCAUCAGCAAGAAGCCCACUGGACUCCUCUAUUUACUUGAUGAGGAGAGCAACUUUCCUCACGCCACUGAUAAAACCUUGCUGGCCAAGUUCAAACAGCAGCACCAACAGAACCAUUACUUCGUGCCAACUCCAGUGAUGGAACCAGCCUUCGUCAUCCUCCAUUUUGCUGGGAAGGUCAAAUACCAGAUAAAGGAUUUCCGUGAGAAGAACACGGAUCACAUGCGUCCGGAUAUCGUGGCUCUCUUGCGAAGCAGCGACCGAGCUUAUGUCCGGCAGCUGAUUGGGAUGGACCCGGGGGCGAUGUUCCGAUGGGGAAUCAUCCGCGCCUCCAUCCGCGCAUUGGCCGCCUUCAACGAAGCCGGCCGCCGCUGGGCAGCCAAGACUGCGGGUGUGGUCAGACCGAACUCCAGAGUUCCUCUAGGAGAGCUGCAGAGAUCUAACGUGCCCAUUGAGAGGAUGUACCGCCAUGCUCCUAUGCUUGAUUUCUCCUUUGAUCAUUCAGAGGAGCGCCCUCUAGAGGCUUUUGAGGACAUCUUUGCUAGUUGUGAGAGUAAGAAGGACAUGCAUGCCCAAAUCAUCAACUCCAUUAAGGACUUGCAGUUGGAUGGAGAAGAUCCACGUAAGCUGCUGCAGUCCUGGGGUCGCCUGCGGUUCCCACGCCACGUCCUCCAGAAAAACAAGAACCCCAAGACCAGGCAACUCAUUCCCAAGAACCUGUUGGACACUCGCUCGCUGAAAUAUGUAGUGGGCCUCCAUGACCGCACCACCAAGUCUUUACUUCAUCUGCACAAGAAGAAGCGUCCUCCCAGCAUCAGUGCCCAGUUUCAAACAUCUCUUAGUAAGCUCCUGGAAACACUGGGGAAGGCGGAGCCAUUCUUCAUCCGAUGCCUCCGCUCUAAUUGCUUGAGAAGGUGCAAAUAAAACGGCCUUGUUCAC
Molecule: messenger RNA, 3040 nt
Organism: Carassius auratus (goldfish)
Lineage: Eukaryota; Metazoa; Chordata; Actinopteri; Cypriniformes; Cyprinidae
Product: unconventional myosin-IXb-like
Exons: 19
Coding region: 365-3025 (886 amino acids)
Biological process (GO): intracellular signal transduction; actin filament-based movement; lamellipodium morphogenesis
Cellular component (GO): lamellipodium; ruffle; myosin complex
Molecular function (GO): GTPase activator activity; microfilament motor activity; ATP hydrolysis activity
Source: RefSeq, a predicted model, not a curated record